AUGCAAUUCUUAAUAGACACCGGCGCCGAUGUGUCUGUGAUACCAAAAGGCUCACGUUCAGUCAACCAUAAACCAACUACUAUGAAACUGUUUGCCGCAAAUGGCACCUCAAUUAAUGUGUACAGAGAAGCUAUAUUGAAAGUUAAUCUGUGCUUACGCCGCGAGUUUGUGUGGACGUUCCUGAUCGCCGACGUUACUUCUGGAAUAAUAGGCGCAGACUUUAUCAGGCAUUUCGAACUACUCAUAGAUUUAAAAAGGAAUCGAAUCAUUGAUAAUAGCACGUCUCUGAAAUCCGUGGCCCAGGCAGUUAAGGGUACAGACCCAUCAAUCAAGUCAUUCGACACCUCGUCUCCGUUCGCGGAUUUAUUAGGUGAAUUUGCAGAAAUAACACGACGUGCACAGCCCGGCGUUAUGACAAAUUCUUCGGUGGUGCAUUACAUUGAGACUCGCGGCCAACCCGUCUUCGCUCGUCCCCGACGCCUGUCGGCGGAUAAACUACAAGCAGCGCGCACUGAGUUUGAAAGCCUAAUGAGACUAGGUGUAUGUAGACCAUGCACAUGGUGCGGAAGGCAGAUGGCACAUGGCGCCCCUUCGGAGACUACAGGGCAUUAA
This is a messenger RNA of Rhagoletis pomonella (apple maggot), 612 nucleotides long. RefSeq lists its product as uncharacterized. Lineage: Eukaryota; Metazoa; Arthropoda; Insecta; Diptera; Tephritidae. Gene Ontology annotation, molecular function: aspartic-type endopeptidase activity. The record is from RefSeq and is a predicted model, not a curated record. Gene Ontology annotation, biological process: proteolysis. The coding region runs from base 1 to 612 and encodes 203 amino acids. The transcript has a single exon.